AUGGACUGUGUCCAUGUGGACGAAAAGUGGUUCUUCGUCACGCGAGUUCACAAGUCGUAUUAUCUUGCACCCGACGAAGUCCCUCCUCAUCGCACGGUCAAGUCCAAAACGUUCAUCACGAAGGUCAUGUUUCUGUCAGCCGUUGCCCGACCACGUUGGGACCACGACAAAGGUGAGUGGUUCGACGGCCAGAUCGGCACAUGGGAUUUACGGAGCGAGUUCCGGAGUUGCGUGGAAGCCGCAAUAGACCGGCUGGAACCAUGGUCAUCCCCGCUAUCAAAGCGAAAUUGGUCCCAAGGUGAGACCCAAGGGAGUGAUAAUCUAGCAGGACAACGCCAAGCCUCACGUUCCCCAUCGGACCCUCGCAUCGUUGCUGCGUGCACCGGCGGCGGGUGGGCCAUGCAAGUGAGGUUCCAGCCACCCAACUCGCCAGACCUCAACGUGUUGGACCUGGGGUUCUUUCGAGCGUUGCAGACUCUUGAAGAACGGAACUAUUCGCGCAACAUUGACGACAUCAUUGCUGCAACCGAUGAAGCGUGGCAGGAUGUCGACAUGAUGACGUUGAACGCCAACUUUCUCACGUUGCAAUGCUGCAUGCAAGAGGUAAUGUGCGUGGAAGGCGACAACGGUUACAAAAUCCCGCAUAUGAAGAAGGCGAAACUGGCUGCUGUGGGUAUGUUGUCCGAGGUUAUUUGCGUUGAUCGUGACCUGUUUGAUGACGGGUGUCGACUACUCAGUGCUACUGAUAUCGACAAGAAGAUCGACGAAUUGGCACUUGAAGUGGCACAGGCGAUGGACAUGAGCGAAUUCAGCUCGCAAAUGGAGAAACUCUCUGUUGACGGUGAGCUGGAGGAUGACAUUGACUUGGAUCUGGCGCUGCUUCUGGGCAUCAAACACUUGUUGUAA
This is a messenger RNA of Aphanomyces astaci, 906 nucleotides long. RefSeq lists its product as hypothetical. The transcript has 2 exons. The coding region runs from base 1 to 906 and encodes 301 amino acids. Gene Ontology annotation, molecular function: nucleic acid binding. NCBI's taxonomy places the organism in Eukaryota, Oomycota, Saprolegniomycetes, Saprolegniales, Verrucalvaceae. The record is from RefSeq and is a predicted model, not a curated record.